GCGGAGCUCGGCAGUGUCACAGGCGGAGAGAGCGGCCGGAGCGGCAGGUGACAGCGCGGACCUCAGCACACCAUGGACACGGACUCUGGGGACCUGAGCGAGGGGGAGCUGUCACCAGGACCAGAAAAUUUCAGCUCCAAGAGCUUUGCAGUACGAGCUCAGAAGAAAAUUCUGAGCAAAAUGGCUACAAAGACAAUGGCAAAUAUGCUUAUCGAUGAUGUAAGCAGCGAAAUCUUUGAUGAGCUCUUUAAAGCCACUAAGGAACACGUGAGGAAUAAGAAAGAGGCUCAUAAAAUCCUAAAGGACCUUAUCAAGGUUGCUGUCAAAGUUGGCAUUCUGUAUAGGAAUAACCAGUUCAGUCCUGAAGAACUGGAAAUUGUAGAGAAAUUCAAGAAGAAGCUCAACCAGACGGCCAUGACAGCAGUCAGUUUCUAUGAAGUGGAAUACACGUUUGAAAAAAGUGUUCUUUCAGGACUACUGCAAGAAUGCAAUGGCCUACUUCACGACUUGGUACAGCGCCACUUGACGCCAAAAUCCCAUGCUCGAAUCAACAGGGUCUUCAAUCACUUUGCAGAUGUUGAAUUCCUUACCGCUCUUUAUAGCAUUGAUGGAAACUGCAGGCCGUACCUCAAAAGGAUUUGUGAAGGCAUCAAUAAACUGCUUGAUGAAAGAAUUAUUUAAAACGGUCUUCUCUUUUUAUUUCUUUUUUUC
Molecule: messenger RNA, 711 nt
Organism: Bufo gargarizans (Asiatic toad)
Lineage: Eukaryota; Metazoa; Chordata; Amphibia; Anura; Bufonidae
Gene: TNFAIP8L3
Product: TNF alpha induced protein 8 like 3
Exons: 2
Coding region: 73-681 (202 amino acids)
Biological process (GO): regulation of apoptotic process
Cellular component (GO): cytoplasm
Source: RefSeq, a predicted model, not a curated record